Messenger RNA from Trypanosoma cruzi, 549 nucleotides. RefSeq lists its product as uncharacterized. The record is from RefSeq and is a predicted model, not a curated record. The transcript has a single exon. Lineage: Eukaryota; Euglenozoa; Kinetoplastea; Trypanosomatida; Trypanosomatidae. The coding region runs from base 1 to 549 and encodes 182 amino acids.
AUGUUUGUUGUGACGUUGUUGCAUGGCACCUGCACACACACACACACGCAGCGCCUGCAUCCCUCCCUUUUGUGUCCGCCCUCUGCCGGAGUGGCCACACACACGGGCAGCAGCAAAAUCACUUCACCCUUGACUUUCCAAAAUCAACACCGACAUCCCUCGCGACGCAAAGAUCUCAGUUGCCAGCACGGGCUUCCUGUCGCUCUGCCAUCGACGCUGAAACACGGCACAGUGCACGCACUUAUUUUCCUCGUGUGCAGUCAGCCGUUUGCUUCACACAUUAUUCGAUGGGCUGACGUACACAAAAGCACGUCACAAAAGGCCACUGUGACCGCACACGCUCUUGCGAUGAGCGUCGGUGCGUGCAUGGAUCCGCUGCUCACACGUGCUGGCAGGCAGCCUGCAGCUGGUGCCCUCGUGCCAGUUCAUCCGCUCCAGCAUGGGAAAGAGAAAACGGACUAUUCCCGAUGCACUCAUUCCCACCAGCAGCACCAACACGCUGGUCGCCAGCCGUCAUUCCUCAGCACAUCCGGGAAUGCUGAAAAGUGA